This is a messenger RNA of Aphanomyces astaci, 910 nucleotides long. RefSeq lists its product as hypothetical. The transcript is spliced from 2 exons. The record is from RefSeq and is a predicted model, not a curated record. NCBI's taxonomy places the organism in Eukaryota, Oomycota, Saprolegniomycetes, Saprolegniales, Verrucalvaceae. The coding region runs from base 106 to 843 and encodes 245 amino acids.
CCGCCAAUCAUCUGUCGAGUUCUAUUUAUAGAUGACCGUUUCACUUUUGGGUACCUUACUUAGUCUGUGGCUACUGGAAGCACACAACACCAUUCGUGUCUGACCAUGGCAACCACGACUCCUCCAUCACCCGUGAACCUGCUCAAACCUUCGUCAUGGAUGAACUUGAGUCCUCCGCCGACGCACAAAUGCGUGCAGCAAUUCCUCAUAGUCAACGUGGUGCUUCCCAUCGCCAUCUACUAUGCGGCGUCGAUGGUCGUGUCGGACAUGCCAGCAUUGGCCUUCUCCGCGAUUCCGCCCGCGGUGGAAGCGUUGCAACAGCUCGUGGCGUACCGCCUCUUGGACCCGAUUUCGUGCACGCAAGUGGUGUCGGUCGUACUGGCCGUGGGGCUCAUGUACUGGACCAACGAGCCCAAGGUGCUGCUGCUGCAACACUCGAUCUUGACCGUCAGCUUUGGGAUCGCCCUCUUGGUGUCUAUUCACUGGGAUGAGAACAUCUUUUGGCGGUACUACCGUGAAUUCUGCGGCACCACCGACGAUAAACGAGUGAUGCUGAUGGCGCAGUGGCGAGAUCCCAACGUCAAGGCUCUGACCAAGACCGUGUCCUGGUUCUGGGGCGUGGGCAUGCUGGUUGAAGCCGUCGUGCGCGUCGGGUUUGUGGUGUUGCUGCCCAUCAAGGUCAUGGUCAUCCUGUCGCCGUGCCUCGCGUUCAUCUUCACCAUUGCCGUGUGUUCAUGGACGGUUUGGUUUGCCAAAACGCACGGCUUUCACCUGGUCACGAACGACAAAGACACUACGGCCACGACGGCCAACCCCAGCCACACCCUAUACCAAACGAUUUAACAACGUCGGCCGUUUCGUAGAUAUAUUACGCCAUUACACGAUUGUCCAUACUGUCGAGCUUCAUACA